This is a messenger RNA of Solanum lycopersicum (tomato), 2177 nucleotides long. Its product is annotated as protein NRT1/ PTR FAMILY 4.6-like. Gene Ontology annotation, molecular function: transmembrane transporter activity. The record is from RefSeq and is a predicted model, not a curated record. Lineage: Eukaryota; Viridiplantae; Streptophyta; Magnoliopsida; Solanales; Solanaceae. Gene Ontology annotation, biological process: transmembrane transport. Gene Ontology annotation, cellular component: membrane.
CCUAACUUUGAUAACUCUCAUUUCUAUAUCAUUCUUCUUAAAUUCCUCUACAAUCUUAACCCUCUCAAUUUAAACCUCUACAAAAAUUAAAUUGAGAUUAAAAUUCACACAAAAAUAAAUUUUUUAAAAAAUGGACACAGAGAACCAAAGCCAAUUAAGCACUUGGCCUGGUUAUGUUGAUUGGAAAAAUAAGCCUGCACUUACUAAUAAACAUGGUGGCUUAAUUCCUGCCUCCUUUGUCUUAGUUGUGGAGGUGUUGGAAAAUUUGGCAUAUUUGGCUAAUGCAAGUAAUUUGGUGUUGUAUAUGUCUGAGUACAUGCAUUUUUCACCAUCAAAAUCAGCAAAUUCUGUGACUAAUUUUAUGGGCACAGCAUUUUUAUUGGCACUUCUUGGUGGAUUCUUAUCUGAUGCCUUUGUCACUACUUAUUACAUCUAUCUCAUCAGUGCACUCAUUGAAUUUCUGGGGCUAGUGGUGCUCACCAUACAGGCUCGUUCGGGGUCGUUGAAGCCACCAACGUGCGACCUUCAAGCAACUCCGAACGUGCCUUGUGAACAAGUUCAUGGUGCACAAGCUGCAAUGUUGUUCAUAGGACUCUACCUAGUGGCGUUAGGCGUUGGAGGUAUAAAGGGAUCGCUGCCACCCCACGGUGCUGAACAGUUUGAUGAAUCAACACCACAAGGAAGAAAACAAAGAUCAAGUUUCUUCAAUUACUUUGUGUUCUGUCUCUCCUUUGGAGCUCUCAUUGCUGUCACAUUCGUCGUUUGGGUGGAAGACAAUAAGGGUUGGCAAUGGGGAUUCGGAAUAUCAACGUUAGCUAUAUUCUUAUCGAUCCCAAUCUUCCUUGCUGGUUCGUCGUUCUAUAGGAACAAGAUACCUAGUGGAAGCCCUCUCACAACAAUCAGCAAGGUUCUUAUUGCUGCCUUGGUGAAUUCGGGUGCAUCAAGAAACUCAACUAGUGCUAUAGUAAGUAUGACUUCAAGCCCUUCUCCUCCAAUUCCAACGGGCAAGGAAAAUGGCGAAGAUUCAAAUAGAAAAGACGUUGGAUCAAUGCACACUCCAUCGACAAGUCUUAGCUUUCUUAAUCGAGCUGUUUCAGAUACACCAGCUUGUAGUAGUAGUGCAUUUGAAUGCACAGUGCAACAAGUGGAAGAAGUUAAGAUUGUGAUGAAAAUCCUCCCGAUUUUCGCUUGCACCAUCAUGCUCAACUGUUGUCUAGCUCAACUCUCAACAUUCUCAGUCCAACAAGCAGCCUCGAUGAACACAAAGGUCGGUUCUUUAAAAGUCCCUCCGGCUUCCCUCCCUGUUUUCCCCGUAGUAUUCAUCAUGAUCUUAGCUCCAGUUUACGAUCACUUCAUCAUCCCAUUUGCUCGUAGAGUAACCAAAACAGAAAUGGGAAUCUCACACCUCCAACGUAUUGGUAUCGGGCUGUUCCUAUCCAUCGUGGCAAUGGCAAUCGCAGCCCUAGUUGAAAUCAAACGUAAGAGAGUAGCUACUGAUUCAGGACUCAUCGACUCUGCUCAACCAUUGCCUAUAACAUUCUUUUGGAUCGCGUUUCAGUACUUAUUUCUCGGGUCAGCUGAUCUUUUCGUUCUAGCAGGACUACUAGAAUUCUGUUUCUCAGAAGCACCAGUGAGUAUGAGAUCAUUGGCAACAUCUCUCUCGUGGGCUUCUUUAGCCAUCGGAUACUACCUCAGCUCGGCGAUUGUGUCUAUUGUCAACCGUGUAACAGGCAUUUCAACGAACAAGCCAUGGCUCGCGGGUAGCAGCUUGAAUCACUAUCAUUUGGACAGGUUCUACUGGCUAAUGUGCAUACUCAGUGCAUUAAACUUUAUGCACUACUUAUUCUGGGCUACAAAAUACAAGUAUACAUCACUCAAAUCUAGCAAGUAACACAUGUGAACAGAGUUGUGCUGAAGAAAUUUUGGAAUGUUAAAACAGACGAAAUAUAUGCAUAGAGGGACGGCCCGCGACUUAUCGGACCCCCUCUUGUGUGACUCGAAGCAAGGGAUUUCAACAAGGGAAUUCGAAAAAAAAUACAAGAAUGUCAUACCAAUGAGUGAUCAAACGAUGUUAAGCAAUUUUAUCGAGCCAUCCUUUGUCGGUACACUUAUAUGUAAAGAAUGUUGAACAAUAUAUAAUAUUUAACAAAUUUUGUUUUACUAUUUAUACGGUAUAA